AUGUACGACCCUUUACUAGCGUUUCGGCCUCAUUUUAACGCUCUAGCCAGAGUUGGUUAUUUUAAACUUGUUUUUAGUCCAAAAACGAAAUGGAAACGCCAAUUGCAUUAUUAUUACCGAGUGUUUAUUUGGAUUGGAGUUAUUACCUAUAAUUUACAACAUGUCAUACGUGCGAUUCAGGUGAGACACUACACGGAUCACCUUGUUGGAACUCUAUUCAUUUUGUUGACAACUUUAAACACGCUUGGGAAGCAGCUGUCCUUUAAUAUGCGGGUUCAGCGCAUCGACAAAAUUAUUGAUACAAUAAAUGUUUAUGUUUCUUCUGGGUAUUCUUCCAGUUUUGAAAUAGCAGCUCUAUUUGAAGGCAUCCUUAUAUCACUACAAGGAUAUGGUCAUGUUACUAUGGACUGCACCAUCGUAUCAUUUUACGCUUACGUCAAAACUCAGUUACAAAUCUUUAGGUAUAACCUAGAACACUUUUUGGACGAGUUUGGAGUAAGAAAUUCUAACUUAAAAUAUAUUGAUGAAGACGAAAACUUAAACGAACUGUUACACCACAAAUUCGUAACUUGUGUUAAACAUUACGAUAAAAUUAUUUGGUUUGCCCGAGAAAUAGAACUUAUGUUCAACGAAGCGAUGAUUAUACAAUUCUUUGUGAUGGCCUGGGUAAUUUGUAUGACUGCUUACAAAAUAGUUGGGCUUGCUUUGUUUACAGCAGAAUUUUUUUCUAUGGCCAUGUAUCUUUGUUGUAUGUUGGCGCAAUUGUUUAUUUACUGUUAUUUUGGAACACUUCUAAAAGAUGAGAGUGAAUUAGUGAACGAGUCAAUCUAUCGAUCUGAAUGGUUAUCAUUGUCCCCGGUGUUCCGGCGUCGUCUACUGAUCGUAAUGGAGAGAUGCAAGCGUGCGAUAGAGCCACGUACAGCCUAUAUCAUUCCAAUGUCUAUUGACACAUAUAUUUCUGUGCUGCGAUCGUCUUAUGCACUGUUUACAAUAAUAGAUAAACGUAAA
Brenthis ino (lesser marbled fritillary) is the source of this 1008-nucleotide messenger RNA. The record is from the annotation of a GenBank genome assembly. Lineage: Eukaryota; Metazoa; Arthropoda; Insecta; Lepidoptera; Nymphalidae.